AUGUCACAGUUUUGGCAUCUUCUGAAGAAAUCACUUCAUUGCAAACCUCAUUCAUCAGAAGUUCAUGAUCCGAAGGCAAGUAAAAGGACUCAGAGAAAAAUGCAAAGCACCAUUGAUAGUUCAAAUGUCAAACAUGUUAGCCAUGAAAUUCUCCUUGAUAGCAUAAGUGGUGAGAUUAAAAUUUGUCCCCAAGGCAAUGAAGAUGGUAAAGGAGCAAAAGGGUCUCAUCCUCACAGAUCAACCAAGCGAAUUAUACCUUCGUCAAAAACGCAUUUUUUUCAUUGUGAUGAAUGUAAUGUCUUCUCAAAGUCAAAGGGAUCACGGCAAAAAGAUUCUACUACUGAUCCUCCAACAUCAACUCGCAAUUAUAAAGGUGGUGAGAAACUAAAAUCUAUUGACACUGUUGAAGAACGUGAUAUUCCCGAGCAUUCUGUCAUCCAACUUCAAAAAACAGAUUCAUCUUGGAAGAUCAUCGAACAAAUUUGUCACGAUGCUGAAAGCAAGGCAACACAAAUUGAAUGUGUGUUGAAAGUCCAGAACAAGCAAGAAAAAUUUGAUUGCUUUGAGGAAUGUAGAGAAAUGGUAAGGAUUAAUGCUGAAAAGCUACAAAAUGAGCAACCUCGAUGUCUGGUUGAUGGAAAUGAGCUGUUGAGAUUUCAUGGUACAACUAUUGCAUGCUCCCUUGGUGUUAAUGGGUCUUCUAGUUUAUGCACUUUAGACCAAUGUGGUGUUUGUCAAAUUUUGAGGCACGGUUUUUCGGCCAACCAAGAAUUUCAAGGUACAGUUGGGGUUUUCACUACUUCUACAAGUGGAAAAGCCAUUGAUUCCAUUGGCUCAUCCAAUAAAUCGGUGUUGAGAAAAUCUGUUAUAGUGUGCAGAGUAAUAGCUGGGAAAAUCCAUAAUCCUCUGCAAGAGAUUCAAGAAGUGACCCAUUCAGGGUUUGAUUCCGUCAUAAAAAAAAUAAAUGACCUAUCAGAUAUUGAAGAACUCAAUGUUUUAAAUCCUAGAGCUGUUCUCCCUUGCUUUGUGGUAAUUUACAAGUUGUAA
This is a messenger RNA of Abrus precatorius (Indian licorice), 1047 nucleotides long. RefSeq lists its product as uncharacterized. The transcript has 2 exons. The record is from RefSeq and is a predicted model, not a curated record. The coding region runs from base 1 to 1047 and encodes 348 amino acids. Lineage: Eukaryota; Viridiplantae; Streptophyta; Magnoliopsida; Fabales; Fabaceae.